AGGGAAGCUCCUAUUGUGAGUGUGCCUCUGGGUACAAAUGCCUUUCAGGGGACACAAAAUUCAAAAGUGAGAAGGAGAACACUUGUGAAGAGUCUCUCUCGAUUCUUUGACAAAGUCCGGCAAUUAUACCAAGACUUCAAGUCAGCCUCAAUUCAGAACACUAUCCAGGAGCUCACACAGGGCAUGGAUGACCUUCUGGAGACCCCUGGGGACCUGGAGAACCUGUCCCCCUCAGAGCAGCACUGUGUGGCCACUGAUCUGCUUGUUGGCCUGGAGAAUGUCCUGAAAGGCCUGAGCAAGGCCUUGCCCAAAAAGCCAUUGAUGCUGCAUGCUCCUGGAGGCACAGAACUGUCCCUGGAGGUGCACGAGCGAGGAGCCGGGGACAUCACCUUGGGCCAGAAUAACACAAGGAUGCUGCUGAACUGGGACACAGCACAGGAGGAACCUAGUGACUCCAGUAAUGCUGAGGUGCAGGAGAGGAAGGCCACUGAGACCUGGCAAUGGGACAAGACAGCCAGGGAUGUGAUGCACAGAGAAUUCAAGAUUAAAGUGAAGUGUCCGGUGGAUGGGACCAAAAGGGGAGGAGGAGGCCCUUCCGUGGUGGGCCUGGUCUCCACUCCAGGGAUGGGCAAGCUGCUGGCUGGGGUGGCUCUACACAAGACACACAAGGGCUUGCUGUGGGGAGUCUCCCCCAUCCUGCGCUCAGACAUCAUCUCUGCUUUUCUGAGCAACAAGGACACACAGAACCUCAGCUCUCCUGUCACCUUCACAUUCUCCCACCAUGUGAGUUGUGCUGGGGUAGGGAAGGGGUGUAAAAGGAGAUGUGGAGGGAGUGUGGCCACAGUCUUGCUAUUCAGUUCAGACUUGGGGCUCAGAGGUGCCCCCCAUGGAUGCAGCAUCUCCCCCAAGAAAGCCAACCUUUCCCAAGCCAGCUUUGGGCCGGCGCCUCUGAGCACCAGGACUACCAGCUCACAUCUGUACCAUGUUCCUACAGCCAGUGACCCCUGGGCCAGGGCAGGGGGUGGUGCUGCAGGAUGUUGGGCACCAGAGAUGAGAGCACCACCUGUCACUGCACUCACCUCAGCAGCUUUGCAGUCCUCAUGGCUCACUACGAACUGCAGCUGCUGGCUCCACUCAGACAAAGGAUUUAUAUGGACCUUCCUUGGACCUGUGUGCACCAUCUUCUCUAUGAAUUUGGCUUUCUUUCUGAUGACAUUCUGGAUUGCGAAAAACAAACUCACCUGGCUCAGCGGGGAUGUGUCUACCCUCCAGAACACAAGGAUGCUGACAUUUAAAACGAUAGCUCAACUCUUCAUUCUGGGCUGAACCUGGUGUCUGGGCAUCCUGCAAGUGGGCCCAGAUGCCCAGGUCACGGCCUACCUCUUCGUCAUCAUCAACAGCCUGCAGGGCAUCUUCAUCUUCCUAGUGUACUGCCUCCUCAGUCAGCAGGUCUGGAAGCAGUACAGGAAAUGGUUCAGAGGGAUCAGGAAAUUUAGAGCAGAAUCUGAGAUGUACAUGCUCUCCAGCAGGGUCGUGUCUGACUCCUCCAAACCCAGCGUGGAGAAUUAUGAUGAACAGCUAAACCAGAUGAUCUUGUCUCCUGGAAAAUGAGGAAAGUAUUGAACUGUCAUACUUUGAGCCAAGAGUCUGAAAAAAGGAUAUUUUUAUCUUUUUACUAGUAACUCUUCAUGGCAGCAUUGUGGGAGCAAAUAUGAACGGAAUAUUUGACCCUCAGUUGCUGAAGAAUUUGAGUUUUUUGCACCAUACUGUAUGGCCGGCUAACUCCCAGGACAGUCAAGGAAAUAUGACCCAUUAUCCCAGUUGCCUUGAAUUAAGCCCUCUGCUUUAAUCUCCUUACAAAAAUUCUUCCUCAAGCUGAAUUUAUAUAACCAGGAAAACCAGCCGCAAAGGGCUUUCUUAAAAUAGCAUAAGAGAGGAAUGAAAUGUUCAG
Messenger RNA from Trichechus manatus latirostris (Florida manatee), 1951 nucleotides. Its product is annotated as adhesion G protein-coupled receptor E2-like. The transcript is spliced from 11 exons. Lineage: Eukaryota; Metazoa; Chordata; Mammalia; Sirenia; Trichechidae. The record is from RefSeq and is a predicted model, not a curated record. Gene Ontology annotation, molecular function: G protein-coupled receptor activity. Gene Ontology annotation, cellular component: plasma membrane. Gene Ontology annotation, biological process: cell surface receptor signaling pathway; adenylate cyclase-activating G protein-coupled receptor signaling pathway. The annotation marks the transcript as partial.